Molecule: messenger RNA, 7445 nt
Organism: Dreissena polymorpha
Lineage: Eukaryota; Metazoa; Mollusca; Bivalvia; Myida; Dreissenidae
Product: alpha-mannosidase 2x-like
Exons: 25
Coding region: 159-3749 (1196 amino acids)
Biological process (GO): mannose metabolic process; protein deglycosylation; N-glycan processing
Cellular component (GO): Golgi membrane
Molecular function (GO): carbohydrate binding; alpha-mannosidase activity
Source: RefSeq, a predicted model, not a curated record
ACGCAACGUACAUUCGUGUACAUAUUUUAAGCCACGGUGUAUUUACUUGUAAACUACUAUAACAUCGGAAAUAUAGGUGAAAAAUCUAUUGUUACUGUUUAUUACAUCAAAAUAAACAUUCUUGGAUUGUCAACGUAUUUCUACAGAAGCCCGUAACAAUGAAGAAGUACAUGGCAGUAUGGGGAGCGCUGUUCUUCUGCGUGGUCUGUCUGUCAUUGUACCUGAUGCUGGAAACAUUGAACACUUCACCAGGAAGAUACUCUGCCGAUGUGGAUGCACAUGCGCUUGAACAGUUUGAAAAAAAAAUCAACGUCAUACAAGAGGACAUCAUUAAUAACCAGGCUAUCAUAGAUGACAUAAAAGCUGCCAUUAAGGCCUCAUCUAAAGGCGAUAAGCAAGACAUUCCAAAGUUACAGGCAUUACUGGACAAACAGAAUGAGAAACUGCAAUCUAACCGAGACAGGGUGGUGUCCAUGCAGGGUGGGAUGAAGUUCAACCAUCCGGUGGAAAGUGUUCCCAGAGUGAAUGCUGUGCAGCGACAAGGUGGGAAUGAGGUAGUAAAAUUUGACCAGUAUGAUAAGUAUGUUGGCCUGAGGAAGACGGUUCCUGUAUCAGACGAUGUUUGCAGAUGGAUCAACACACCUAGCAAGGAACCAGAUAUUAAUAUGGAGAAAGUUGUAGACUCGCUUCCAUUUGACAAUCCUGAUGGCGGUGCCUGGAAACAAGGGUGGACUGUAACCUAUCCAGCAAAUCAGUGGCAUGCAACCAAUAAGCUGAAAGUGUUUGUGGUGCCUCACUCUCAUACUGACCCUGGAUGGGUGAAGACGUUUGACAGUUACUUCACUCAACAGACUCGUCAUAUACUUAACAACAUGCUGGACAAGCUGGAGCAGUACCCCACCAUGAAAUUCAUAUACGCAGAGAUCUCAUUCUUCCAUUUGUGGUGGAACGAACUGGACGAUGGCAAGAAAAGCCGUGUGAGGAAACUGGUUCAUGAUGGAAGAUUUGAGAUUGUCACAGGAGGCUGGGUGAUGAAUGAUGAGGCUAAUGCACACUAUUUUGCAAUGCUGGAUCAACUUUUAGAAGGGCAUCAGUGGCUGGAGGGGACAUUAGGUGUGAAGCCAACUGCUGGAUGGGCCAUUGAUCCGUUUGGUUACACCCCCACCAUGGCUUACCUCCUGCGUAGAUCAGGCUUCAACAGCAUGCUGAUCCAGCGCGUUCACUAUGCCUUGAAGAAACACCUCGCUAAAAACAGACAGCUGGAGUUUAUGUGGAGGCAGUCUUGGGACCAUGAGGGCAGUACAGACAUGCUUUGCCACGUAAUGCCGUUCUACUCGUACGACAUCCCCCACACAUGUGGACCAGAACCUGCAGUCUGCUGUCAGUUUGACUUCCGGAGACUUCCAGGCAGCUCGUAUUCCUGCCCCUGGAAAAAAGAACCUCAGGCCAUCACGGACCAGAAUGUGGAGGAAAGAACUAAAAUGAUUAUCGACCAAUGGAAAAAGAAGGCUACACUCUACCGUAGUAAUUCUGUGUUUGUUCCGCUUGGAGAUGAUUUCCGCUACGACAAGCCAGAUGAAUGGGACCACCAGUUUGUGAAUUAUGACAAAAUAUUUAAGUAUCUGAAGGAACAUCAAGAGUUGGGGGUCGAGGCCCAGUUCGGUACCCUGUCAGACUACUUCAAGUCCAUCUACGAGCAGUUCAAGGUCAAGCCUGGCCAAGCGCCCACUGAGUUCCCGACCUUGAGUGGAGACUUUUACACAUACGCUGACAAGGACGACCACUACUGGUCAGGGUACUUCACCUCAAGACCUUUCCAGAAGAAUCUGGAUAGAGUCAUGGAAAGUCAUCUUAGGGCCGCAGAGAUCAUAUUCUCCAUGGCCAACACAAUAGCAAAGCGUCAGGCAUCAGCAGGCAAUUUUCCAGCAACAUUGAUGAUGGACAAGCUGAUUCAGGCACGGAGAAACCUUGGGUUGUUUCAACACCAUGAUGGAAUUACUGGGACAGCCAAAGACUUUGUGGUUGUUGACUAUGGAAACAGACUGCUGAAAUCUCUAAAGGACACAAAGGAAGUGAUAAAGGAAUGUGCCACCUAUUUGUCAAUGGACACCAAGACAGCGUACAGUCUGGCAUCUGGGGAAAAUGAGACACCAAUCUUUGAUGUGGAUGAAGAGAGGGCUGCACACGAUGCUUUACCUGUGAAAACAGUGAUAACUGUACAGGACAAACCUAGACCGAUUCUCCUCUACAAUUCACUUCCCCAUCAGAGAGACCAAGUCGUCAAGAUUUACGUCACCUCAUUGCACGUCCUUGUAAAAGAUGAUAAGGGAAACACUGUACUCACCCAGGCGGAACCAUUCUGGACUAAACCUGAUGUGGUGUCUGAAUUUUUUUUUAAGGUCUCAUUCAGAGUUACCAUUCCUGGAUUGGCAGUGUUGAAGUACACGGUUCAGAGUGUGCCAGAACAUGGGAACAGUCUCAAUAUUCCCUCCACUGUCUUGAUGUUCAAUGCAGACAAUAAACAGAUAAAACAAUCUCCAUUUUCUAUUGAAGUGACCACAGGUACAGACUUUACUCUGGAAAACCCAUAUUUGAAGGCAACGUUUUCAGGAUCUAAUGGCUUAUUGAAGAGUGUUGUUACCAAGGAAGAUGGCACCACCCACAACACAAAACUGGAGUUUGUAAUGUAUGGAACUAAGGACCACAGUGGCGAUAAGAGCGGAGCAUAUCUCUUCUUACCAGAUGGGAAAGCAAGGCCUCUUAAGGACAGUGGAUCUCCUAUUGUACAUGUCAUCAAGGGGCCCAUUGUCUCUGAAGUACAUGUGUACUUUCAGCUUGUAACACACGUGGUUAGACUAUAUAACUCAUCAGGUGUGGACGGAAUUUCAUUGGACAUGCAGAAUGUUGUAGACAUAACGAGUCAACAUAACAUGGAGGUAGCCACGAAAAUUACAACCGAUGUUGAGAACAAGGAACGAGUGUUCUUCACAGAUCUAAACGGCUUUCAUAUGCAAAAGCACAAGUACCAUGAAAAGCUGCACAUUCAAGGCAACUUCUACCCAAUGCCGACCAUGGCUUUCAUAGAAGACGAGACACACAGGUUCUCCAUUCUGUCAUCAAACUCUCUGGGAUUCUCAAACACAGAGAAAGGGGUACUUGAGGUGAUGCUGGACAGAAGACUUAACCAGGAUGACAGUCGCGGCCUUGGACAGGGGGUCGUGGACAGCAAACAGACGCCUAGCAGGUUCAAGCUUCUCAUUGAGAGAAGGGUGGCAGGGGAAUAUAACCCAGACAUCUCAGUAGCUUAUCCGUCAUUGCUGGCUCACCAGACCUCGCUACAGCUGAUCCACCCAGUAUACAUCAUCCCCCCACACUCCAAGCAUGCUUCAGACAUGCCGAAACUCAACAGCUUCAUUCCCAUGAAAACUCAACUACCGUGUGACGUGCAUUUGGUUAACCUUCGUGCCAUGCAGAAUGCUGACGAUGGAAAGGAGAGACUUGUGCCGAAGCAUACUUCCGCAAUGUUCUUGCAUAGACUGGGUUUUGAUUGCGGUUUCAUGAACAAGGGCUUGGCAUGUGAUGCAGCAAGUGGUCAGGUCACAUUGUCCAGUAUUUUCAAUGAAAUUGAGCUCAAUCUUGCUCAGCAAGUGUCAUUGACAUUGAUGUAUCAUGAGGAAGACGUGGACACCAUGACAACGCUCAACCUUGAACCGAUGGAGAUUGGCUCAUACAUAGUGACCUUGCAGUGAAAAAGUCAUCAGGGUCAUGAAGUCAUCGAUGACAAACUUUGAAUGUCAUAGGGAUUAUGAUUAUGAUCUUAAAAAGGUCAUAGGGUCAUAAGUUAUGACCUUGUGAGAUCAUGCUGGUUAUUGUUCAAGUGACGAUCUUGCAAGGUCAAUACGAAUAUAGUAAUUAAAUUUGCAAGAUAAUGAGGUCGUUAGUUAUUAUCUUGCAAGGUCAUAGGGUCAUGAUGGAUGAUUUUGUAAGGACGUGGAAGUAAUUACUGAUUACCUUGUGAGGUCAUGAUUGUGGGCAGAAGUUAUGACCUCGCAAGGAGACAGGACCAUAGUAGACUAUGCAAGGUGAUUGGGUCAUAUAUGAUGACCUUGCUAGGUCAUGCGGUCAAAAUAAUGACUUUGAAAGGUCUUGAGGUCAUUAUUGAUGACCUUGAAAGGUCAUGUGGUCAAAAGUAAUGACUUUGCAUGGUCUUGAGGUCAUUAUGAUGACCUUGCCACAUCAUGUAAUCAUGUAAAGAGGUGAACUUGCAAGGUCAUUUGGUUAUUCAUUAGGAUAUUGCCAUUUGAUGUGAUAUGGGUCAUUGGUAAUGACUGUGAUCUUUGAUGGCAUAUUUUGUGACUUUGCUACUUUGUUAUUGUUAUUUCAUAUGAGGUACUAGUAUAUAGCUGGUGACCUUACAAAUGGCCUUGCAGAGGUAUAUUUGAUGACUUUGGUAUGAUUUUGUGUUGAUGCUGUAAUAAGGGCUAUAUGGUCAUGUUGAUGACUUAUGAAGGUUAAUCAUGACCAUUUGUCUUGAUUAAUCUUCCAAGGUCAUAUGUGGAUUACUAAGAAUGACCUUACAAGGUAAUAUGAAGCGACCUUGAAAUUGCCUUAUAAGUUAAUAUGAUAUCAAGUUUAAUGUAGCAUAGAAUUUACUAUAUAGAUUAGAGUUUAUGCUACAUUAUAUAAUUCAUUUGAUUAAGUUUUCAUUGAUAUCAUAACCAUUACCAUUAGCAACAUUGUCAGUAUCAUAAGCAACAACAAAAACAGCAUCAACAGCCUUUAGAUAAAUACCACAUUUAUCUUUGUAGAUAUAUCUGCAGUCAAUAAAUAACAGUAUCAUCAUGAUUGUCAUUAUAAUUGUCAUCCAAUGCAACUACAUUCCAUGCAGGAUAUAUUGCAAUGUUUGUAAAGUAGCUUAAUAUAAAUGACAACCAUUCUUUUAUUGUAUAUUUAAUAAAUAUAAAGGGGUCGUUGGUAUGCAACUUAAAAAUCUUUGCUGUGUUUGUCAUGUACUAGUACCGUAUUAGUAUUUAUUCUUAAUUUUGUGUAUUGAAUAUUUUUGUAAAGGUCCUUACAGAAUUAUUUUAUUUGGUGAAUAUACAUAUAUUUAUUUAUGUUUUUAUUUACAAAUGCUUCAUAUCUAAACAACAUUUUUCAAAAAUAUGAAAAUCUGUGAACAUUGAGUGGGCCGGUUAACCUGAACAACUUUGUUCUUCAAUAUAUGAACACUGAUAAGAAAGAAUAAGAAAAAAAUGCUGUGUAUAGUAUAUUUGUAUAAUCUCUCAUAGUAUUUUUUAUGCUGCUUUAAUAACUUGUGUAAUUUGCUACAAAGUCUGAACAUUUUCAGAUUUCCACGUGUUAAGGUCCUUUUUGAAGGAUUUUCAAUGCAUGUUCAUGUAUUUAUUUUUAAGAUUUGUACAUGUGUAUAUAUGUACAUAAUAGAAUUACUAAUAUUGUACAUAAAGUUGGUAUUUAUCAUAAAAUGUUACCAGUUAUUUUAAUAGGUAUGUUUUUAUUUCUUGUUGACAUGUCACGGAUUCUUCCAAACCACCGAUAUGUGAUAUCUGUGUUGUGUCCAAAUCUGGCUUUGCAAUGACAGAAUAUUGGUGGUCUGCAGUAUAAUCAUCAACCCUUUGCAUGCUGAGAAAUUUGUCGUCUGCUAAAUUUCUAAAAUUAGCAUUUUCUUCGAUUUUUUUCAAAGAAUACUAUCAGAAUAGCAAACAGUUUGGAUCCUGAUGAGACAUCACGUUCUGUGGCGUCUCAUCUGGAUCCAAACUGUUUGCAAAGGCCUUUAAAAUUCGAUUCCAGCACUGAAAGGGUUAAAUUUCGCUGACCCACGCAAAGUGUGACUUGGUUAACUGAUCGUCGUUUUAUGACUGUACAACUUUUGAAAACAUAAAAUAAAAAAUAUGUUGUAGACAUUACUCUUUAUCAUCUUGAGCCAAUUUAUAAAAAUAAUUUAGUAUCUAGAUAAGACUAAAACCAUUCUGUAACAGAUCAGUAUACUACAUUUUUGUUUUUAUUGUUGUACUAAACACAAUUAUUUCUCAUUUACUGUGUUACAGUAGACUUCAUCUACUUUAUGAUUACAUAUGAUGAAAAGAUGAUUACAUGUAUCAUUGUAUUUGAUUUAGUCCCUGAUACUAGAUAAAUUUAAAGCAUUUAUUAAUAUUUCACUAGUUUUUAGCUCACCAGUUGGUGAGCUAUUGUGAUCGCCUUUUGUCCGUUGUCAACAUUUACCUUGUUAACACUCUAGAGGCCACAUUUUCAAUCUUCAUGAAACUUACUCAGAACAUGUGUUGCAAUAAUAUCUUGAACGAGUUCGAAAAUGGUUCCGGUUGAUUGAAAAACAUGGCCGUCAGGGGGCAUGGCAGUUUGCUAUAGUAAAACCUUGUUAACACUCUAGAAGUCACAUUUAUUGUCCGAUCUUCAUGAAACUUUGUCAGAACAUGUGUGUCAAUAAUAUCUUGGACUAGUUCGAAAAUGGUUCCGGUUGGUUGAAAAACAUGGCCACCAGGUGGCGUGGCAGUUUUCCUUAUAUGGCUCUAGUAAAACCUUGUUAACACUCUAGAAGUCACAUUUUUAGUCCAAUCUUCAUGAAACUUGGUAAAAACAUGUGUCCCAAUAAUAUCUUGGACAAGUUCGAAAAUGGUUCCAGUUGAAUGAAAAACAUGGCCGCCGUGGGGCGGGGCAGUUUUCCUUAUAUGACUUUACUGUAUGGUAAAACCUUGUUAACACUCUAGAAAUCACAUUUGUGCUCCAAUGCUCAUGAAACUUGGUCAGAAUAUUUGAACUAAUAAUAUCUGGGCUAAUUUCAAAAAUGGUUGAGAUCAGUUAAAAAACAUGGCCGCAAGAGGGCGUGGCAUUUUUCCUUAAAUGGCUAUUUACUACAAAACCUUGUUAACACUCUAGAAGUCACAUUUAUUAUCCAAUCUUUAUGAAACUUGAUCUGAACAUUUGUUCUAACAACAGCUUGAGUGAGUUUGAAAAUGGUUAUGGUUUGUUGAAAAACAUGGCCGCCAGGGGGGGGGGGCAAUUGUCCUUAUAUGGCUUUAGUGAAAACUUGUUGACACUAUAUUAGCCACAUUUAUUGGCCAAUCUUCAUGAAACUUGGUCAGAACAUUUGUCCCAAUGAAAUUUUGCCAGAGAUUGAAGCUGGGUCAUAUGAGCUCAAAAACUAGGUCACAAGGUCAAAUAUAAAAAAAAACAUGUUAAAAGUCACUUUUUUGGUCCAAAAUAAUCUUCAUGAAUAAGCUUGCAUUUUUUUCAGAAUAGUCUAGUUCCUUUGGCUUUCAGGUGAGCGCCUUAGGGCCUGAUGGCCCUCUUGUUCAGAGAUAUAUUUAGACUGUGGAAGGGAAUGGGUGGAAAUUGUGCAUGUGUUGUUAUAGACAAUAUGGACCAGUACAAUCUAUGUUUCUCUACACAAAUAAAAAUUUCAGAAACUA